AAACAAAACAACUGUUACCAACAUUAUUUACAUCUAGUUUCUUCCUCAGCUUCUUUCGUCAAACCGAGACAAUAAUAUGAGGUAGCUGAGCCGGAUCCAUAAUCCGAAGUAGCUCGCAAGACUGACGCAUCUCUUCAGUCAUGUCAGUCAUAUAUAACCAAAAACUAGGAUAUCUUCUCUAAGAGAAAAGUUGAGUUCUCCACCCAAGGCCUCAAUCCAAAUCCUGGGAACACAUAUCACAGACAAACAGGUCAAAAACGUUGAUUUUGAUCUUUGGGUUGACUGUACAAAAGUGUCUGGAAUCAGAUAUAUUUCGGCAUCAACCAGUGAUGAAAGGACAGGUUACUCCCGGCAAAUCCCAAACCGGAGACAGGACAAUGCCGAAGUUAUGCUGGAAAGUUUGCUAUACAACUGACUAUAUGACAGUGCAGAAAAAGACCGAAGCUGGUCACUGCACAAAGUAGUAUCUUUUGGGGAGGAAGAGUACGCCGCGAUGAAACUCUACAUAAGGCGCCUGGCACGCGAAGCCAAUUAUGAGGGCACGGUUGAAGUAAUAUCACAUACACCUUCUUCUGAGCCAAAUGAUAAUACUCUGGGACAUGAGAGUGCACGCAAUGCACGGCUCCAAGUUGAAUGGAGAUUCGAGUGUCCUUUCAUCCCCACUGACGACUAUUGGGACGCAUUGGUCAGGUACGCGAUGGUGGAUGGGAAGAAGGGCUGGAUAGAUCCGAAUGCGCCAAUGCCAUGCUACGGGCAGUCUCUACUUCGAAGAUCGCGCGCUAUUAACGGUGUUAACUGGGGACAGAAUGCGGGUGGCAGCACAUCUACCUAGAGAACUACGCUGGCCAUGGGGAUGUAAUGAUGCGCCACCAAUAGGAUAAAUGGUAUUUUCCGAAACCAUUGACCAACAGUGUCCUUUGAAAUAUUGCUUGUUGCAGUUUGGGGUUUUGAUUCUGACCUAGAUCUCAUAUUCAUGAAGAUCUUGCUUGCUUAUAUAUUCUAGAUAUGCCCUGCAGCAUUAUCGGGAGAAUAAUCAGGACAGCGCACAGCAGUUGACCACACAUGACCACAAUAGUAUGCUAUACCAAAG
Molecule: messenger RNA, 1090 nt
Organism: Aspergillus welwitschiae
Lineage: Eukaryota; Fungi; Ascomycota; Eurotiomycetes; Eurotiales; Aspergillaceae
Exons: 3
Coding region: 494-832 (112 amino acids)
Source: RefSeq, a predicted model, not a curated record